This is a messenger RNA of Podarcis lilfordi (Lilford's wall lizard), 13292 nucleotides long. The record is from the annotation of a GenBank genome assembly. NCBI's taxonomy places the organism in Eukaryota, Metazoa, Chordata, Lepidosauria, Squamata, Lacertidae.
CUGAUAUGUUCACCCACAACUUAACACUCUCUCCCCCCCUCAAAAAAGCUGCAUGGUAGAUUCUAGUAACUUUACCCAGGUCCCUCCAAUGCCUCCUCACGGUUCUGCCAACCCGUGGACCAUGGGAGUAACCAAGGGAAGGCAGUGGGGGGGGCAGCUGCCCUCUUCCCAACAAGAAAAAUAAAUACUUCACUAACUGAGGUUUUGAUUUCCCAACAUGAAGCCUGGCUACGCUCUGAGCAGAAACCGUUCAGAGACGCAAGGCGCGUCGAGGUCCCGAAGGCGCUUCAGAAGCGCGCUCUGGAACAGGCCGCGCAGCAGUCGCAGAAGCCAGGGAACCGGUUGAUCUUUAACUUCAACGAGGGACUUUGCUCUUUAACUUUAAGCUGGGCGGGAAAAGCUCCCGGAGGCGUUAGCGCGCCAGUGAGGAGGAGAGAGAGCGGGCUAUAAACUCCUGAGGGAAGAGAGGCGUCAGGUCCCGCCGCCAAGCCGGUCGUGCUCUCCGUGGGAGACCUGCAGUUGUGGAUCAUGGAGUCCAGUGUGGUGAGGAAAGCGGCGUCGGGCGGGUGGAGUGGGGCGCCAAGGGGACCCCCCCCCCCAGCCCAGCGAAGGAAGUCCGGGGACGCUAGUGCCCUUUGUACGCCCAGGUGCCUGAAAAGGCCAUUCGCCUCAGCUGCCUUUGUUUACCCUCCUCCCCAAUGAAUCGUUGCCACUGGCAUUCGGGAUAUGGAUUCUUGCCGAGUUUAGGGCUGCCGCGCGGUAAUGAGUGAAAACGAAUAACUGAAAAUAAACUGUUUCAGACGAGUUGCUUCCUCAACAGCUUUUCCUUCCUCAAACCAGGUGUGUGUCUCUCCCCCCCCCCCCGCGUUGUUCUUAUCAUUUCCUUAUUUCUUUGAGAGUCUAAUUAGGGUUGCCAACUGACAGGGAGCAGGGGAUGGCCAGACCUGCUCUUGUGCCUUUUAGCUGCCUAUUGGUGUGCAGAAAUGCACAGCUGAAGCCAUUUUGCAAGCCUGCAGAGAAGCAUGAAGGGCAGCAGUCCCAUUCCUGUGUGAAGGCACUGUAUGGAGGGGCUGACUGAAAAGCUGGCAACCUCAUCCAUGCAAGUUGGUGGUUCCCAAUUAGCUAAGUACCCCCUGUUUCUCAGGGAAGUUUUUAAUAUGUGACAUUUUAGUGUAUUUUUCAUCUUUGUUGGAAGCCGCCCAGAGUGGCUGGGGAAACCCAGCCAGAUGGGCAGGGUACAAAUAAUAAAUUAUAUAUUAUAUAUAUAUAAAAACAAACAAACAACCAAAACCACAAGCUAUGGAAUUUCUCACUUUUGAGAAUGUUGAAACCUCUACAGUAGGUUUUGUCGUGUGCCAUGCACCCUCUGGUGGCCUAUACAGGCUCCUUGGGGUUUGCGGACCACUGGGAAGCACUGAUGUAAGUGAUUGUGUGUAUAAAAGUGAGAGCUGAUGGCAGUGACAGAUCUUGGGGUCCCAAAUUUCAGCAGUGCCCUGUGUGAUGCCAAAAUUCAGCACUAUCUUGCCCCAUUCUAAAUCAUAGUUGCGGUACUACCCCCGCCCGAAGCUCUGUGUCCAUUGCGGCUGAUCCCUAAAUCCAUCUCUGAUGAUGAUUGCCAAGUGCACAAGUGUCUUGACAUGAAAUGAGAGAGGUGGUUUUUGGAUUAGACUGGUUCCUGUAGGACCGGUUCUGUGCACUUUGUUACUUUAUCCUGAGCCUUGCACACAACAUGCAGAUAAACCAGUCUUUCCUGCCUGCAAUUGUCCUUGAGAAAUUCAAGGCUCAAAGUCUUGCUUUACCAUUUGACUCACAGUAUUGCUUUGAGCAAGCGUCUGUUUCUCAGGGAUAUCUACUGCAUGGAAUUGGAAGGGGCUGUGACGUCAUUACGGUGAAGCACAUUGUUCAGGGCUGAAAACUACUAUGGAAAUGUGAUGCUAAACUGGCACAACUGUGUAGCAAAGCCUUACACCUGCAGCACAUUUAGUGUUUUGUGGGGCGGUUAGCCUGCAUGAUGCCUGAGUCCCUUAUUCCUGGGGUCCUGGUUCCAUCAAGGGUUAAAAUCUAAUAGAGGAUUCAAGUGCUGAAGUAAGCAUCUUGGUGAGUUAAUGGCCCUAAGUAGGGUCACUGGUAUAACAAAGGAGAUUGCUUUGUGCCAGAUGUCAGAUAGGUGGGCCCCCUUCCCUCACCUGGCUGGUUAUUGGAAGGACAAUGGCCAGUGUGUGUGUGAACUGGCAGGCAGAAGCAAGAGAGUGAGAGCCAUGCUUGAUUUCUGUUUGAUUCCAAGAUUGUGACUAUGGGAGAAGCAAGACUUUAUGGGAUGAUAAUGCUGUGAGCCCUUCCAUCUUAGGCACAGGUUGUAUAUAUGUGUAAAUAAACCAUAUAUCCUAAAGGCACCACAGUCUUCUAUCCCUCAUUCUGAGGAAACCGAGCCCAGGGUAAGUGCCUGGAACCUCUGGCAUCUUGCACUGCUCAGAGAUUAGGGUGGCAUUCAACAGUACUUACUUAGUGUGUGUGUGUGUGUGGUUUUUUUCUCUUCCAGGAUCUAUCUUUCCUGAUUGCCGGGAUGCUGGUUGCAAUAUCUGUUGCAUUGUUGGUUUUUAAACCAAUGGCCUCUCGGAAGAAGAAAGGUCCAAUUACUUUACAAGAUCCAAAUAUCAAGUAUGCAUUGUGUUUGAGAGAGAGAGAGGUAAAUUAUCUUCUCUUACAUGGUUUGAAUGCACUAAGUGGUCUUAUACUGAAUUAAUCCAUUGGUCCAUCCACAACUGUAUUGUCUAUUGUGGCUGGCAGUAGCUGUCCAGGAUGAGUUCCUUUCAAUUGCAGAUGACAGGGACUAAACCAGGGGCUUCGUACAUGCAAAAGUUGUGCUCUUUAUUGUUAGAAUCAUAGAAUUGUAGAGUUGUAAGGGAUAACAAAGGUCAUCAGGAUGCAAUGCAGGAAUCUUUUGCCCAGUGUGGGGCUCGAACCCUUGACUCUGAGAUUAAGAAUCUUUUGCUAUUAUUGUUAGAUUUAUUUAUACCUUGUGUUUCCCUGACAGAAAUCAAUGCAGCUUGCAGAUAAAAAACAAGAAUAACUAAAAACAUAGAAAAAGCAAUAAUUAAAAUACAAUUAAACAUUGAUAGAAUUAAAACUGUAUACAUAUAUAAAAUCUGUUUUAAAAAUAUAAUUACCCUAAAAGCAACAUGGCACCAGCCCUUUAAUUAAAAGAAGUCAAUUCCUAAAAGCCUGUUGGAGCAGGAAAGUAUUCAGCUGCCAGAAGGACAGCAAGUAAGGAGCUAUUCCAGCUUCUCUAGGGAGGGAGUUCCAGAGUCUGGGAGCAGCUACCCGGGCAGCCUUUCUCAAUCUGUGGGUCCCCAGAUGUUGUUGAACUACAACUCCCAUUAACCCUAGCCAGAGCUCAGGGAUGAUGGGAGUUGUAGUCCAACAACAUCUGGGGACCCAGAGGUUGAGAACCACUGAAGGCCCUCUCCCGCGUACCCACCAAGCUUGCCUGUGAGGGUGGUGGGACUGAGAGAAAAGCCUCCGCUGAAGAUCUCAAAACCCAGGCAGGUUUGGAUGAGGGAGUAAGGACCUAAGCUGUGUAUUCUGUCACUGAACUAGAACCCCUCCUAGCUGUUUGCAUUUCAUAGCAAGAAACGAACUUUGACAUAUUUUCCCUGUGUUACGGCUGUAUCUCUGUGCCAAAUCACUGCACAAUGCACAAAAUGCCUCUGAAAUAAAAAUAGCCAAUCUUUACUAAUUUCAAGGUGCUGAGCACAAAAAUGACAUUAACAUUAGUUGAUUGGCUCCUGUGUAGGAGAUACAAAGUGUCAGUACGCCUUUGAGCCGAUGCCAACGACUAGGCUCAACAACUGGAUCUGCCCCGACUGGGCUAGGUGACUGGAAAGCACUUCCAGAGACCUUCCACUCCUGGAAAUCAGGUCUAAGUGUACUGGACCCACAACUGUGAGUUGUGAGCACCAAACUCAGCAGAGUAUGAACAACACAGAAGAAAGUGGUGAAGCAUAACUUCUUUUAUUUCUAAUAGCUACUGCAAACUAAAUUAAAGAGGUACAGGCUUGCAUGAGUGUUACAGUUCUCACUCAGCCAUCUAAUCACUACAGAGAUAACACACAGACUCUCACAGGCAGGAGCCGAAGAAUCAAAGAGCAGUUUCCGCCCCCUCCUUUCUGAAAACAUCAGGAGAUUCUCGCAAUGGGAGGGGGUGAAAAUAUCCACACAAAGAUGAUCAUGUAUAAAUGACCCAGUCCACAUUGAGUACACGAUUUCAUUUGGCAACGAUGUAUUUCAAACUCCACACAUUCUUACACAAGAAGAGCUGAACAAUCUUGUUUUGUGAGCUGUAGGGCUGUGCAAGGCCAAAGCGGAUUUACUGGGAUCAAGACUUCAGCAAUGGAAUCUUCUGAAGGAAAUUGUCUGAGUGACUUCGAAUCACGCUAGUCAUGAAGAUCACCUUAUGUUCUGCUAUAAUGUAAAUGGCCUGAUGAAUGUCCUUGGAAUCAUUCAGGGUGAUGAGAAAAAAAAGCUUGGGAUGUGUUUUGUCUGGUGUCAGCUAGCUUCCAUGGGAAUGUCAGAGCAGAGAACUGGUUGAAGACGUGUCACUGUAUCGCAAACCUGGCUGCAAUAUGUCCUUAAAGAUCCACUUUCUCCUUUCCCACUUGAAUUUCUUUCCCGACAACUGUGGUAUGGAUAGUGAUGAGUUUUCAUCAGGAAAUUGCAACGAUGGAGAAACGAUUCCAGGGGAAGUGGUCUGCUGCCAUGUUUGCUGACUUCUGUUGGACGCUGCCCAGAGAUGCUACUGAACAGCUAUGCAAGUGACAGGCUAAGCGGCAUUGGAUGUAGAAGCCGGCUUAACCGAUGCAUGUUGUCACGUGCACAUUCUUCAAUUGCCGUGUUUUUCGCUCUAUAAGACGCACCCAACCAUAAGACACACCUAGUUUUUAGAGGAGGAAAACAAGAAACAAGAAAGCAACGCAAAGCCUCCUGAGCGAAGAGGGAGGAGCACUCCCGCAGCGCUCAAGAGGCUUUGCGUGGCUAUCCCUGGAGAGCAAGAGGGAUCGGUGCGCACCAAUCCCUCUUGCUCUCCUGGCUUCAGCGAUAGCUGCGCAGCCUGCAUUUGUUCCAUAAGACGCACACACAUUUCCCCUUACUUUUUAGGAGGGGAAAAGUGCGUCUUAUAGAGCGAAAAAUAUGGUGUAUAGUAAACCUUUGCACAUCUCUAUGAAACAGUAGUCAUUUUUGUGUUUUCAUUGUUGCAUUUGUGUUCAGCACCUCAAGAUCUAUAAGAAAUGGCUACUUUUAUUUCAGAGACAUGACUUACGUCAGAAUUUGUUGUGCAAUGUAAUGAACCAAGUAACUUUCUUCAAGUGAAAGAAGAAUGCCACAUCCCUAAACAGCCAUAGCAUGGACAGAGUGGGGAAGCAAUCACUGUGGCUGGACCAACAGGGUCAGAUGGAUUUGCCUAAAUGCUUUUGUGUCCUUCUCAUAAGUGUCCCAGAAAUAUCUGAUUGAGCCCUGUAGGAAGCAAAACACACCAGAUUGAUCUAGCCUGGCCCCUUUUUUGUUCUUAAGCCAAUCUUAAGUCAGUGCAAGAUGAUUGGCUGAAGUAAAACAGGGCAGAAGCUAAGGAGAAGUGUAAGGUAUUGUUUGCCAAGGGUAUAAUUUUACCUGUAAGCUUUUUAAGGAGCUUGGCUAGGAAGCAAGAUUGAAAAGAAACAAGUGAAGAGAUGAAAGCACACAAAACAGUUCUGAUUACAUGCAAAAUGUAGGUGCUUCCACACUAGAUGACCAUAGAAUGAUAGAAUUGUAGAAUUGGAAGGUACACCAAGGGUCAUCUAGUCCAACCCCCUGCAAUUCAGGAAUAAAGAAUCAAGUUCUUACAGAUGUGGAAUGGGCAUUAUGUGGCACCUGUAGUAGUGCCUAUUCUGCUAAUCAAAGCAAAUCCAUGAAGAGUAUUAUGUGACUUUAAAAAUUUGAAGUUUUGGAAUGUUUUGUUACAUAGCAUAACCCUGCAAUACCCACCUUUUUGUGUUUUUACAGGAGAUCAGUCACGAUACCAGGAGAUUUCGGUUUGAACUUCCGUCAUCAAAACAUAUAUUGGGCUUGCCUGUAGGUAAGCAUGGCUGCAUAUUAUGAUUUCUAAGACAGAGCCUUUUGGGUGACAGCACCCCAUCUCUGGAAAAUCACUCUGGAAACUCUUCAGAACUGAUUCAACUCCAGUGUCAGUGGAGGCAAAUUAAGAUUGUACAGACUUUUCUUGGCAUAACAGCCUAAAAAUAAUGAUGUUUUCAAGCAUAAUGUGAGAUUGUGUUGGUUUCCAAUUCCUCAUCUUCCUGAAAUUGAUUUCCAUGUGUUUUCAAGCUUAUGUUCACAACUAUGAAGAUUCUUUCUUUCUCUCUCUCUCUCUCUCUCUCUCUCUUUCUCUUUCUCUCUUUCUCUCUUUCUCUCUCUCUUUCAAAAAUGUAAAUUUUGAGCAGUCCAAUAGUUUAGCUAGUUUGUUAAUGCUAUUAUGAACUUUGGAAUGAAAAGUUAACAGUUUCUCCCACCUAGGCCAACACGUUUAUCUCUCUGCCAAAGUGGACGGUAACCUUGUGAUCCGGGCCUACACUCCAGUUUCUAGUGAUGAUGUGAAAGGCUAUGUUGAUUUAAUCAUAAAGGUAUAUUUAAAUUUAUUUAAUGCUGGUAGCUUGAUCUGCUUGGAUUUUGGUUCUAUUUCUCAUAAACAUGGGUCUAAAUUACAAUUUGCAGCCAGAAAUUAGAUCAUUUUUAAAUUUAUGUCUGAAGAAGCACACUAGGUUAUUAUUAACAUAUUUUAAAAGUGUAUGGGCUCAUUCUGGAAUCAGAGAAUGGUGUGGACAUGAUGGGAAAUACGCUUUGCCUCAGCUUCCUUUAUUAUACAUGUUAACAGAGACUUGUCUGUCUGGGCACUGAAAAUAAAACACAACUCACAUUUGUGUGUGUGUGUGUGUGUGUGUGUGUGUGUACAAUGAUCUUAAAGUGCUCUCAUGGGUGUUUUGAAGAUUGGUUCUACUGUGGGUACUGAAUAUGUCUGCAGGUUCUGAUGGAUUUAGUGGGUUAUAGGGGUGGGGGGAUGUAAUGAUGUAUAUCUUGAAUGCCAGCCACUGAACUUUGUACUGAUCUCCCCCCCCCCCCCCCCAGAUCAAAUGUAUAGUUGCAUGUUAAAUGUGCUGCUUUAUGCAGGAAAUAAGCUUAAUGUUUUUACUUGGGGAAGGAAGAAGCUUUCAAAAUCCUGGUUGCAUCUUGACAGUAGGAAGAUGAAGUACAGAAACAGCUGGUUCUUUCUUCAGUGAUACAUUGGAAUAAAUGUAACUGAAGCAACUUUAUUACUAUUUUUUCUUCAGUACUGGAAGUAUUAAAGGACCAGUGUGUGUGCAAGUGACUUUCCCCCCCUGUGGCUGGAUCAUUCAUUGCUGCAGUAACUGCAGUAGGAUGGAAAAACUUGAGUUGGCUAAAUUAAUGACUUCUUUUCAAGCCAUCCUUGUAUGUCACUCUGUUGUGGGGUUUUGUCUUCUCUCGUGUAUAGUAGCAACAUUUAAUCUAACCCAGGAUUCUUCCAAAGCUUGAAAAGAAUCAUUGUGCACAGGGAAGUAUUAAACUAGGCACCUCCAUCAUUUAUCCACUUGCUCCUCUGCCUGAUGCACACAAAUGUGGCAGGUGAAAGUUAUCCAGGCAUGGAAUAAAGAGGUUGAAAAAACUUAAAUCUGAUAAAUAUGUCAAUUUCAGGCUUUUGUAUAAAACAGAAGGGCAGGGCCAGUGCUAUGCCAGCCAUACUAAAGACAGGAUGUUUCUGCUUUGAUAUAAAGAUUAGUGACUUGUGAGCAUAUUGUGUGAUACUCUGUAACACUUUGUAAUGAAAAAGGUGAAUCUUUUGCUGUUCUGGGGGAAGGAUGUCAUAGAAAGGGUGGGGAACCUGUGGUUGUCCAGAUGUUGGAUAAUAAUAAUAACAAUAAUAUUUUAUUUAUAUCCCACCCUCCCCAGCCGAAGCCGGGCUCAGAGUGGCUAACAACAAUAAAAGUAACACAGCAUUCUAAAAGCAAUUCAUUGAUUUCAUAACUCUCAUCAUUCCUGACCAUUGGCCAUGAUGGGAGUUGGAGUCCAGCAACAUCUGAACGACUACAGGUGUCCCCCCCCCCCUUGCCUACUUCCAGGAUGACUCCUUACCAAAGCUUAUCCAGAGACCAAAUAAGACUUAGUACUUUAGACUUGAGUUCUUAAAGUUUAUCUGGUAGGGUAAAUAGAAGUGCAGUGGUUUUUUUGUUACAAACUCUGGGAUUUUCUGGGUUCUAUUUCAUGUUUUGUGUGAUAACAGACAAUUGUGACACUUCGUUUUAGCUCAAAGGGCAGAGUGAAAAAUGUUGUUAUUUACUCCUUUCCAUUGCAUCUCACUGUUGCCUUAAAGUAAAAUGGCUAAAUUCUUUCUACCACUGUUGUGUGUUCCCCCACUUCCUCUUCAAACAGGUUUACUACAAAAACAUUCACCCCAAGUUUCCGGAAGGUGGGAAGAUGUCCCAGCAUUUAGACAACAUGAAAAUUGGUGAUACCAUUGACUUCAGAGGACCUAAUGGACUUCUGGUAUACAAGGGGUCAGGUACAAUAAGGUCACAGAAUCCAGAUGCUUAAAAUAGCUGCUAGAUGAUGUGAUGAAGAAGAUAUUUGGGGCAGUCUUUCACCUGUUGUCCGAACACUGUAACAUUAGUAUGCCAAAGAGGGUAAUCAACAGGAAUUUGUGACAACUGAACAGUGAUGGUGCUCUUGAGAGACAGAUGGGCAGAAGUCACUGAGAGAUAAGAGUUACAGCAUCUCAGCUGAAGCAGGGGGGCUUCAAGAUGAUGUGUAUCUUUAAAUCGUUUAAGCUAUCAUGUGCUGCAGUAGAAUUGGAGCAGUCAUUUCAUCAGACUCUGUUGAAGGGAGAGAGAGUGGACUGCAGGGCCCCUCCAUCAGUUCUGCUGAGAUAUCACAAAUAUUUGGAUCCUCCACUUAUGGAAAUCUUUCAAUUCCAGGCUGUCAUUACAAGAACUCUACAAUUGAAAAACAGUGCCCCGAGUUUACCUUUUUCUUUCUUACUCCCAAUCUUUUUUUCUCUCUCUUGUGUCACUCACCUCAGGCUUAUAAACUAAAAGACAUGGCACACAAAAAAAAAAGAUUGGUAGGGAGAAAGAAAGAUGCAAACUUAAAAUUUAAAAAAGAUCACACUGCCCAGAGCAACUUCUAAACAUAUCACUUAUAUUUGUAAGCUGCUCUGGGCACCUCUUUUUCUUUUUUUAACUGAAGAGUAGGGUAAAAAUGCUUUUAAUAAUAAUGCAUUUUAAUUUUUUUGCUAAGAUAAUUGCUAACUCCAGUCCUUUUUAAAAUACAUGUGCAUCAAUACCUUCUCUUAUAGUGCAGUCCUAUGCAUGUUUAGUUGAAAGUAAGUCCCACUGUGUGCAGUGGGAUGUACUCUCAAGUAACUAUGCACAGAAUUACAGCCUUAAUUACAUAGUUUUCUAUUCCAUGUUAGCUGCUGUAAAUGAAGCAACGUACUCCAACCUAUAAAUCCUGGCUUCUACUGGCUAGACUAUAUUGCCUCACUGUUAAUAUGAUGAGUGACCGGCUGUGUAGCUCAAUCCUGUGUUUACUUGGAGGUAAAGCCUACUGUUUCAGUAGGUUUACAUAGGAUUGCAGAUUUAAAGAGCAGUGUUGCAUGGCACAGUGAUUAAAUGCUGCUGAAAUGGUCAUAGGUUCACUCUUUGGUUUGCCUUGACAGCUGUAAUCUCAUUUUCACACAGGUAAAUUUUCUAUCAAGCCAGAUAAGAAGUCUGAAGCAAGGAUAAAGUUUGCAAAACAUGUUGGAAUGAUAGCUGGAGGAACAGGUAUGAUAUUAUGCCUUGGUGAGGGGACAGAUAGUGCUGAGCACAUGGCAAGAACUAAAGUUACUGCAUAUAUUUUAUGUGAUCAUUAAACUUGGGUGGGGCUAGCUUGAGGCUUUCCCAUAUUCAUUGUGGGCACUUCCGAAGUCCUUCAUGCCAGAGGACUUAUUGUGUGGAGGAGGCUGCUUGGCAAGCCGUUUUAGUAUUUGUUGACCCCUGGUUUUAACUCAGUAGAUGGCAUUAUGUGAUAACUAAAGCCUCUGUCACCCUUUGGCCUGUUAUAACUUAUCAACAGUAUAGAAGUGUUGCAUUUAUACAAAAUACAUUUACUUGGGCCUGAUUUAAGAUUCCUGCUGCUUCUUUCAGCAGUGAAUGAUAUGGCAGUGGUCUGCCCUUUAUUCAGCUCAAUAUUCAGUUGCAUCGGCCACUGUUCCCUUUCACCUGCUGGAGAAGUCUCCUUUUGCCCCAUGGCAGAAGGGUGGAAGGUAGCAUUGCAGGAAGAGCUGGGUGGGAGAAGCUGUGGCUGCAUUCUUGUGGGGCAAUUGUGGGGUCACUAAGAGGCAGGAGUGCUUUCUGUGUUGCACCCUAGUAACGCUCUGGCCAACAUCAAUUUGAGAACUGAGUGAUCUAUAACUGUCUGGUUCAGUGAAAACAUGGCCUGAGCACAAGAGCUUGGGGUCAUGCAGUAAUUCUGAAAUAGUUACCAUCUUGGAGCAGGUAGUAUUGAUCCCACCGGGUGGCUGGGGAAACCCAGCCAGAUGGGCGGGGUAGAAAUAACUAAAUAAAUAGUAGUAGUAGUAAUUGUUAUGUACUGAGGUUCUCACCCUGGGCCAGCAGGGGGAUACUGUAGAUAGUUAUGCAAAUAAGGGAUUGAAAGUGACGUUCAGUGAUUGGAUAGUUUUAGAAAGUUGUUACAGUAACGUUGUACUGGAGCUCUAUAUAAGCAGGCUGACUAAACCCUUCAGUUCAGUUCUGUCCUGGCCUGUGAAUAAACAAGAGCUGUUUGAAGAAUUGCUGUGUCGUCUGAUAUGUUCACCCACAACUUAACAAUAAUGAUGAUGAUGAUGAUGAUGAUGAUGAUGUCAUCCUUAGGAAUGUACUUACCAAUCUAAGAGAUUUAGUCUGGAGUGUGAAUUCAGCUACACCGAAUAUAGUAAAUGCAGGCCAAUCAUCAAGCACUACUGCUAAGCAGUCCAUUUCCCCUUGUCCUAUUUUACAGCUAGUCAAACAAAAUCUGGGACGGACUAAUCUAAAAUCUUACAAAAAUCCAAUUAGGAUAAGGCAGCAUUAAGUGUCUCUGCUUGUGGGAAUAGAAAAUAAACAUCUAAUUGUUGCAUUUGGCUUUGAUUUUUAUAGGAAUUACUCCAAUGCUUCAACUAAUUCGUCACAUUACAAAGGACCCCAAAGAUAACACCAAGUGUUACCUUCUUUUUGCUAACCAGGUAAGUAGACUUCUCUAGUUUAUUGAUUUUUCUCUGUGGUUCUCACAAAGGAUUUCGAGAAGUGGAACUGAAACAGGGUUUUAACAAGCAACAGUUUGAGUGUUAGAAGGCGGCAAGAGAAGGCAGCUUGUAUGCAUUUUCCCAUCCAGGAUAAACCAGAAAGUUUGGCCAGAAAGUGAAUGUUAAUCACACUUACUCAGAAGUAAGGUCAGUUUGCUCUGCUUCACUGGAAUUCUGUUCUAAGCAAAGGGUAACAUAGCCUCAAUGCUAAACUUUUGAGGAGCUGAUUGAUUUUACCUAAUAAGGUAAAAAUAAGAGGGGGCAGUGAAGUUAGAAACAAUGGUGCAUAAAGGUGAUUAAGAGAGGUGUGUGUAUGCAUGAAUCUCCCAAUUAUUGUACUUUGUGGAUGUUUCACUGACCUUCUACCGAUAGACAGAAGAAGAUAUAUUAUUGAGACCAGAGCUUGAAGAUGUAGCAGCAAAUCACUCGGAUCAGUUUAAACUGUGGUACACUUUGGACAGACCACCUCAGGGUAAGCGACUCUGGCUUUGAGUAUGGCAUACUUCUAGUGUAGGGAUAAGUUUGCCUUGCUAUGAUGUUAGAUAAAUUCUAGUGAGCAUUUAAAGUUUGUAAACCAGGAUUUUUCUGUCUUCGAUCAUUUUUCCUGGUUGCCGUUGAUGAUGCACCCCAGGAACCCUUGCAAAGCAAAAUGCUAUUUCACUAGUAAGACAAAAACAUCACGUGUUAAGACUUUUCUUUGGGGGGUAACCACAGGAAUCAUGAUGGUUAGGAUUUUCUAUUGAGGGAGGUGAAAGGGGAAGAAGGAACAGCAGCUCUAAGGAACAACCACCAACUUCUUUUUCUCUUGGUUUAAGACUAGGAGCCUGCCCCAUGUAGAUUGCUGCAUUUUAUAAAUGCUGUCCAUGCUGUUUGUAAGAUUCAGUAAGAGCUUUACUAGGUUCUAGUUACAUCUUUGGAAUGUGCAUCAAACUGUCAUCUGGAGAUCUGAUGGCCACCUGUCAGGAGUGGCUAACAUGUUGCUGAGCUCCAGUUUCCCAUCAGCCUCCACCCAGCUUGGUGGGGAAGUCCAGAACUAUCUGGUGGACCACUGGUUUCCUGCCAUGCAUGAUGGUCUCACUCAUUCAAGUCAGGGGCUGUCGCUUUAUGGAACUGAAUCUGGAAGCUCUUUUAGAUGAGAGAGCUAAAUGUGUUUGGAUCAUGAUCAAACCCUCUCUGGAUAUCACAUAGUAGACAUAUCUGAUGUAUUCUUAAGGUGAUAUAAUAGACAAGUAAUUGAUAUGAAAGACUAGCCCUGAAGCUUUCUAACUAUGUCCACCAUUUUUUUCAUUUCAGGCUGGAAGUAUAGUGCUGGUUUUAUUACGGAUAGCAUGAUAAAAGAACAUAUGCCUCCCCCUGCCAGUGAGACUCUGAUUCUGAUGUGUGGACCCCCACCUAUGAUUCAGUUUGCUUGUCUGCCUAAUCUUGAAAAGCUAGGGUAUGCCAAAGAAAACACUUUUGCUUAUUAAACCGAAGUUGUACCAUCCCUUUUAUAGUACGUUGUUGGUACAUACAAAUUUUGUGUUAAAGCAAGUAGUAAAAUUGAUGACUGAUGGGAGUGGUAUUUCCCGGACAUAGCUGGGAUGUGGCCAUUGGAAAUCCCCAAAAUGUCUGGGAUAAUCUGGAUGUAUGGCAACCGGUGUUUAUAUCAACACUGCUUCUCAUACUAACGGUGCUAGGUUAUGCCUUCCUCUGCAUUGAGAUGCUGCUUAAACUGUUGCAACUAUGUAAUUACAACAGCUUCUUUUGUCCAAAAGUAGUUCUAUAACCAGUAGAAGAAUGCUGCAUUUAAAAAGGCUAUCGGGGAAGCUAACAGUUUUCCAUUUAAUAAAUAUCAAAUUGUUUUGUAAAAUUUGUUUGAUGCAGUAAUAUAAUUUACUUCACAAUGACCAUUCAAGUAUGUUCAUUAUUCUGUCACUGUCUCUCUUCC